AAUUCCCAAAUAAAAAACAUUUCACAGCUGGGACUUUGUGUAUUUGUUUAUAAAUAUCCUUGUUUUUGUUAUAAUUUUCAAACUUCUUCGAAAAAAUGAAGAAAACAUUAGAAUCUCACCCAAAGAAUUUAAUUGAUCAGUAUCUUAAGGCUUCGAACAAGCUUAAAAAGUUUGAUAGAGUAGUCUUCAAACGAUUUGCACCAAAUGUAUGCGAAGUCUUGAACGAUUUCAAUGAUUUAUCGCUAAAGUUUGAAGAUGCUGGCAUUUAUCAAUACGCUGCUAUGUGCUACCUUGGAUCUGCCAAAUGUGAACAAAGCAAUGGAAACAAUUUAUCGGAAAUCAAUUGUUAUUUAAAAUCUGCUCGAGCAUUCCUAAAAGCUAAUCAACUUUCCGAAGACCUACAAAUGCGUUCCAACAAAGGAGAAUAUCGCGAAGGUGCCCUAAAGUCCUAUUACUUGGCACUUUCGAGAGUAGCAGAUGAUGGGGUUCUAAAAGCGGCAAUAAUCCGAGAAAUAACAGAAGUGAAUAGCAACUUCGAUGGAACCAGUACAUUUUCUUCGCCAAGUCAUAGAAUAUUUGAUCUUGAACUCUCGGCAAAGAAGAACAUCGAAACUGGUGACUAUUUGGGAGCAUUGGAGAGACUCACAGAUAUUUACGAUAAUCUGACGGAGCGCAAAAAGCAACAUCUCUAUUCGGAUUUGCUUAAAGAAAUCGAGAUCUGUCGACUUUUGCUAUUGAUCAUAUUGAAUCUUCCGCCAUCAAGACAAUCGCCUUCACACAUCAAACUCGUCGAGCACUAUUAUAAUUUCAAAAAGGGCAAUAGUCACGACUUGGACUGUAUGGAACUAAUUUCCUUCGAUUUGAAGUGUAUACUUUCGGAUAUGAUCACUGCCUGGCAUGACGACAGUAAGAGCGAUCUGGGAAAUGCCAUCGACGAACUGUGUGAACUCAGAGAUAUGAGUUCCAUGGAACGCAUGCUGGUAGAAAAUAUAAUGAAGAGUCUUAUCGCAGUUUAG
This is a messenger RNA of Eupeodes corollae, 1016 nucleotides long. RefSeq lists its product as uncharacterized. Gene Ontology annotation, biological process: vesicle cytoskeletal trafficking. The record is from RefSeq and is a predicted model, not a curated record. Lineage: Eukaryota; Metazoa; Arthropoda; Insecta; Diptera; Syrphidae. Gene Ontology annotation, cellular component: early endosome. The transcript has 4 exons. The coding region runs from base 96 to 1016 and encodes 306 amino acids.